AUGUCAGGCGACCUCAUUAUCUCGGGAGACUGCGGCGGCACUAACACGCGUCUGACGCUAUGGCUCAUUCCUACGGGCUCGGUAGCUUUCAAAGGAUCGGUGGCCCCCGGCGAGAUCUCGUUCGCGAAGAAGUACCACAAUGAGAACUAUGGCAGUUUCUCGGAAGUGUGCCACCUCUUUAUGAAAGAGGCCAAGUUGGGCGACCGACUGCCUGUGGCCUGUGUGCUGGCUUGUGCCGGCCCAGUCCUGAACAAUACGGUCGAGUUCACAAACAUCCAGGAUGGCUGGAAGAUUGACGGGCCUGGACUGGAAAAAGAGCUGGGGAUCACGACCGUCAAGUUGAUUAAUGACUUUGCUGCCAUGGGAUACGGUCUCCUCACCCUCAAACCUCAUGAGUACAUUGUACUAAACGAGGCUAAAAAGGAAGAGGGUAUGCCGAUUGCUACCAUUGGCGCUGGCACGGGCCUUGGCGAGUGCUAUUUAACAGCUGACAAAGAAGGACAGUACUCCUGUUUUGCCUGUGAAGGAGGUCACACGGAUUUUGCUCCAGCUGAUGCCAUUGAGAUCGAGCUCUACAAUUCCAUUAAGGAGGAGUUGGGCUGCGACCGCCGCUUUUCGGUCGAACGCAUUGUCAGUGGUCCGGGGCUUGCUACGAUCUACAAGUUCUUGGCUAACAAGUUCCCGGAGAAAGUGGACAGCAAGGUGCACGACGCAUUCCUCGCUGCCAAGUCGUUGCAGGGCAAGAUUGUGGGUGACAAUGCUAAGACGAACGCACUGUGCAACCAGGCGAUGGAGAUGUUUGUCGACGCGUACGGUCGCGAAGCUGGGUCGGCCAUGCUCAAGUACCUCCCUCGUGGUGGCUUUUACAUUACGGGUGGGUUGGCUCCGAAGAACCUCGACUACUUUACGAAGAAGGAUAUUUUCCUCAAGGCUUGCUUUAACAAGGGCCGCGUCAGUCCGUCGAUCCAGGGUAUCCCUGUUUACCUGGUUCUCACGGAGGACCUGGGUGAACGUGGUGCACACUAUUACGCCUACCAGCUGCUGGAGUCGUACAACAACAGCUUGCUGGGCAAUGCCAUUGCCCGUGAGCGUGUGCACGAGAAAUUCGCGACUGUCAAUCACAUUGCACUUUACUCGUUCAUCGCCACACUGAGCGUCGUGACCGGGUUCAUUCUCGGGCGGAAGUAA
Molecule: messenger RNA, 1188 nt
Organism: Peronospora matthiolae
Lineage: Eukaryota; Oomycota; Peronosporomycetes; Peronosporales; Peronosporaceae
Source: the annotation of a GenBank genome assembly